Messenger RNA from Leishmania mexicana MHOM/GT/2001/U1103, 1140 nucleotides. Its product is annotated as putative deoxyhypusine synthase. The transcript has a single exon. Gene Ontology annotation, biological process: peptidyl-hypusine biosynthetic process. Gene Ontology annotation, molecular function: deoxyhypusine synthase activity. The record is from RefSeq and is a predicted model, not a curated record. Lineage: Eukaryota; Euglenozoa; Kinetoplastea; Trypanosomatida; Trypanosomatidae. The coding region runs from base 1 to 1140 and encodes 379 amino acids. Gene Ontology annotation, cellular component: cytoplasm.
AUGCUUACCUCUGCUCCAGCGCCAAAGCCGACCAAGAAGGACUCCGCUGCGUCCCGUCAGAAAUCGGCGUCGAAGAACACGGGAGCCGCUGUCAAGGCUGGCUCAUCAGCGAGAGUUGCAGCAUCAGGUGCCGCUGAGUCGCCAAAGCAGAGCUCUGCACAGGUGCAUGGCGUCGACUUCCAGUCGCUGGUGCAUGCGACGCAGGAGGAGACUCUCCGCGCUGUUGUGUCGAGCCUGCCCACGACUGGCCUGCAGGCUACCCAGAUUGGCCGUGCACGCCAACUCGUGCAGCAGAUUCUUCAUCACCGCUCACCGGAGGACCGUGUCUUUCUCGCCUACACAUCCAACAUGAUCUCAUGUGGUCUUCGGGACACGUUUACGUACUUGGCUCGCGAGCGGCUGGUGGACUGCUUCAUCUCGUCCGCCGGCGGCAUCGAGGAGGACGUUAUAAAGUGUGGUGGCAGCACGCUACUCGGUCAGUUCGGUCUGGACGGGCGAGCGCUGCGCCGCCGCGGCAUCAACCGCAUCGGCAACCUUCUCGUGCCAAACGACAACUACUGUUGGUUUGAAGACUUCUUCACACCUGUGCUGGAGUCGGUUCGGGAGGCGCAGCGGGCGUCGCGAUGGAAGACGCACACAGCCCCGUCCGAGAUCAUUGAGGCCAUGGGCGCCACCAUCGCAAAGAACCACCCCGACACGUGCAGCUCCAGCCUGGUCUACUGGUGCUACCGGAACAAGAUCUCCGUCUUCUCGCCAGCCUUCACAGAUGGCUCGAUGGGAGACAUGAUUUACUUCUACAACUUCUCGCACAAGGGGCUCGUCGUGGACCCCCUGGAGGACGUUGUGCGGCUGCGCAAGCUGGCAGCGAAGGGAAGUGGCCGCAACUUGGCCAUCGUGCUCGGCGGCGGUCUUCCCAAGCACCACCUUCUGCGCAAUGUGUCGAUGGACGCUGUUGUCAUGGUGACAACAGGACUAGAGGCCGAUGGCUGCGUCAGCUCCGGCGUUCUCGCUGACGACGUGGCGUGCGGCCUGCUCAGAGAGGAAACGGAGAUUGUGCGCGUGCAGGGCGAUGCCACGGUGGUGUUCCCGCUGAUGCUGAUUGCAGAGGAGGCUGCCACCCUGGAGAGGGCAGCAGCGUAA